Messenger RNA from Drosophila kikkawai, 3637 nucleotides. It is a transcript of the gene Pka-C1, whose product is annotated as Protein kinase, cAMP-dependent, catalytic subunit 1. Lineage: Eukaryota; Metazoa; Arthropoda; Insecta; Diptera; Drosophilidae. Gene Ontology annotation, molecular function: protein serine/threonine kinase activity; ATP binding. Gene Ontology annotation, cellular component: nucleus. The record is from RefSeq and is a predicted model, not a curated record. Gene Ontology annotation, biological process: protein phosphorylation.
AAAAAUUUCGAACGUGACGGGACGUGUUCGGCGGCUAUGCGGGUAUUUUUAAUCUAAGCCAUCAAAUUCACAGCUACAGUGCACAUAAUUGAUCGGAAAGUCGAAUGCAAUACUUCUAAACGCGGACUGGCAUUGUAGUAAAAAAUUGCAAAAAGCUUCUCGAAUCGCGAGCAUAUAAAAAACCUAAAAAAAGUGUUAAACCAAAUGUUAGUCUAAGCCUAAAGUGUAAACUAGUUUUAACGAAAAAUCCAUACACAAAAAGAAACCGCAAACGUGUUAAGCUAAGCGAAACCAGAAUUUAAACGCGUCGAAAAACCAAACGCUUCCAAAAAACCCCCAAACAAAAAAUAAACUCCAACAAGAUAACCAAGCGAGAAAGAGAGAGAGCUCCAUCGUGUAGCUCUCCCUUGGGCCCAGAAGGACCGCCAUUUCAUCCGCUCCGGUAACCCGUAACUCGGCAAAAUAGCUAAGUCCAUUUUGCAGUUCCUCAAAAAGAAAAAGUCCCAUCAUAGUAGUUCCCAAUCCGGCGAGGGCAAGCUACAGGCGCAGUCCAGUUGCGAGGAGGAGGGCGGAGCGGCAGCGGGAGGAGCCGGAGGAGGAGCCGCAGCGGACCAGGCUACUAGUAGCAGCAGCAGCAGCGGCCCGUCGCCAGCAGCCGCCGCCGCCAAGAGCACGCCCUCCGCCGCCACAAGCACCACGACCGGUUCCGGCUCGGGAGCGGCAGCGGAAGCGACAGGAGCACCAGGUGGUGCAUCCGGAGGAGCAGGAGCAUCUGCAGCAGGAGCUAGCGGUGAGGAUCACGCUCAAGUGUCGGCCAGUGCCACAUUCCGGCUAUCAUCGCUAACUGGAACCAUCUCAAAGAUGGGCAAUAACGCCACCACGUCAAACAAGAAGGUAGACGCCGCUGAGACGGUGAAGGAGUUCCUCGAGCAGGCCAAGGAGGAGUUCGAGGACAAAUGGCGCCGCAAUCCGACCAAUACCGCCGCCCUCGAUGACUUCGAGCGGAUCAAGACACUGGGCACCGGGUCGUUUGGCCGCGUAAUGAUCGUCCAGCACAAGCCCACGAAAGACUACUAUGCCAUGAAGAUUCUCGAUAAGCAGAAGGUGGUCAAGCUGAAGCAGGUGGAGCACACGCUGAACGAGAAGCGUAUCCUGCAGGCCAUCCAGUUCCCCUUCCUCGUCUCGCUGCGCUACCACUUUAAGGAUAACUCCAACCUCUACAUGGUGCUGGAGUACGUUCCCGGUGGCGAAAUGUUCUCGCAUCUGCGCAAGGUGGGACGCUUCUCGGAGCCGCAUUCGCGCUUCUAUGCGGCGCAGAUUGUGCUGGCCUUCGAGUACCUGCACUACCUGGACCUCAUCUACCGGGAUCUGAAGCCGGAGAACCUGCUGAUCGAUUCGCAGGGCUACCUCAAGGUGACGGACUUCGGGUUCGCCAAGCGGGUCAAGGGCCGCACCUGGACGCUCUGCGGUACGCCCGAGUACCUGGCCCCCGAGAUCAUUCUCUCCAAGGGCUAUAAUAAGGCCGUCGACUGGUGGGCGCUGGGUGUGCUCGUCUAUGAGAUGGCCGCCGGCUAUCCGCCGUUCUUUGCGGAUCAGCCCAUCCAGAUCUACGAGAAGAUCGUGUCCGGCAAGGUGCGGUUCCCGUCACACUUCGGUUCCGAUCUGAAGGACCUGCUGCGCAAUCUGCUGCAGGUGGACCUGACCAAGCGCUACGGCAAUCUGAAGGCGGGCGUCAAUGAUAUUAAGAACCAGAAGUGGUUCGCCUCCACCGACUGGAUUGCGAUCUUCCAAAAGAAAAUCGAGGCGCCGUUCAUUCCGCGGUGUAAGGGUCCCGGCGACACGAGCAAUUUCGACGACUACGAGGAGGAGGCGCUGCGGAUCUCCAGCACAGAGAAGUGCGCCAAGGAGUUUGCUGAAUUCUAAGAGAACUCUCCGCCAGCCAGCCUCUCGUUCCCCGUCGUUCUGCAGGCGUCUGCAUACAGGCAACUGCGCAACUGUAAUUGUAUCUGCUAUUGCGUUUGUGUCCUGCAACUGCAACUGCUCCCGCUGGUGCCACCGCUCUGGCGUGGCAUUGCGGACCUCGUCCUCAUCGUCGUCGUCGUCAUCAUUGUCGUCGUCUUGUCUAUAUAUAUGUCUACUACUUACAACUACAACUGUAACAACAGCUCCACUCCAACCAAAUCAACUCCUACAACUAUUACAUCUGCGUCUAGCUGGGCAAGUCAACUAUGUCAACUCCUGCUCCAAACAUCUACAAGUACAUACACAAAUUUUUGCAAACAUUGGAUUGCGCCACAAUUACCACACACCACAAUUUACAUAAACCAUUUCCCCCUCCGUCUUCAAAGUAGAAGAGAGCUCGAAAACUCGGCCCCGGAACAGUCAUUUCGAACUGGAAGGACAUGUGAAAACCUCUUCAGAAACCCAGGAGGAUAACGUAACAGAAACAUAACUACAACAAAUAUUCAUUCAUAACCAUAUAGCAUAUAUAACCGCGAGACUACAGAUAUUUAGUUGUAACGUAGCUUAGUCUUAACUGAAAGAGAAAACAAGAGAAAACCGAAGCAAACGGAAGCGAAGAGCGUAAAAGGAAAUCCAUCUAAGAGCCAGAAAAUUUCAUUACAUUUCAAUCGGUCGAUCUGUCGGUCACUCACUAAACACUGCAGUGUAAACGCUUUAAAAAUUUUUAAAUUAAAUACAAAAAAGGUUAAAUUUAACACAAAAAUUAUGGUGCACACAGUGCGCUUGACAAAAAAACAAACAAGGAAGCAGGCAGCUAAAUCUUACGAUUAAGCACAAGGUGUAAAGUGUGUGUGCGCGGGAGAAGAGCUGAUGAAACGAGUUUGAACCUUCAGUGUGUAAGAGAAAAAUAUAAAAAAAAAGAAGCCAAAACUCGCCCCAAAUGAGGACACUUGUCGGCCGGUACGUCCUCCGCCUUCCUCCUGCUAAGCGAGCUUGCGUUCCAAGUAGCCCCCGACGACGAUGAUUUGGCGUCUCUACCGUAGACAUGUCUCUAGAUAUUUAUAUAAAUAUAUAUAUAGAUACAUAUAUGCGUAUAUAAAUGUUGUACAAUCAGCGACGACGUGCAACAAUAAACCGCCCGCCCCCCAGAACUAGAAUCAGAGUCAGAAUCAGAGUCAGAACCUGAAACAGAACCAGAACCAGAGUCAGAGGACAUUAUGCUCAUGGACCAUUUCCACAGUGUCACCUACAAGUAAGGCACCAACUACACUCAUGAAUAGUUAUCCAUCCACAACACUCACACACACUCUACUCCACACACCAAACACUCAGAAGAAAUAUAUAAAGCAAAAAAGAAAAUUUAAAUGUUUACAUUUAAGCCACAUAAAACAAAACAAAAAAGAAAAUAACUUAAAAACCAAAAAAGUAAAAAAAAAAAUCAACUGAAAUUUGUGUGUAUAAAAACGUAUAAAACCUAGCAUUAAUGAACACGAGAUGAAGCAAGUAGUAGAAGACGAAGGAUGUCGACGGAGUCAAGUCUAUAUAUACACAAGAUUGAAGCAUUAUACUUACGAGAGCAGAACAAAAGAGAAUAUCACGUGCUAGAGAGCCGACUAAGUAUAAUUAUUUGGAAAUGAACAAGAAGGAGGAGUAGGAAGUGGAAAUGAAGCUAAAA